This is a messenger RNA of Salarias fasciatus (jewelled blenny), 1855 nucleotides long. RefSeq lists its product as uncharacterized. NCBI's taxonomy places the organism in Eukaryota, Metazoa, Chordata, Actinopteri, Blenniiformes, Blenniidae. The record is from RefSeq and is a predicted model, not a curated record. The coding region runs from base 126 to 1190 and encodes 354 amino acids. Gene Ontology annotation, molecular function: NAD+ poly-ADP-ribosyltransferase activity; zinc ion binding. The transcript is spliced from 12 exons. Gene Ontology annotation, cellular component: nucleus.
UUUUCUCUAGAAAUGAACUUUCUCAGACGACAGAACACUCGGAGGAGUAAAUCUCAGGUAGUAAUCCCCGUCAAAUCAGAAUAAUCGGACUGUCAGUCGCUAAUUUAAUCUGAUUAAAGAGCAAAAUGGCUUACGAAGAGAUUAACGAAUGUCUCAGCUCCGGAGGGAAGCAUUACGAGUGGCAGCUGAACGUUGGAGGUCGGUGGCAGAAAAUCGAAAACGAUCAUGUGAUCGAAGUGCACUACUGUCACGCUGGAGCUAAAGGAAUCAUGAUCAUCAGCACAGCGGGGAAACUGUUCAUUAACUUCGACACGCUGCGGACCGAUAAUCCGUCCAUCAGAGUCCAGCGGCUGAGCUUCCUCCCGGCGGACCAGCCGGAGGUCCACAGCUGGUUCUACCGAGGAGACCGUCUGUGGACCGAGUACGGAUCCCAGGGAUCCAACUCGUCCUCGUCCAUCAGCAGCGGUGAAAUCGAGCGUCACUUCAGUCUGAACCCUGCAGGGACCCUCCAGUUCUCCGUGGGAACCGCCAACUACAGCCUGGACUUCUCCACCAUGACGCAAACCAACCAGAACACCAGCAUGAGGAGGAAAGUCCGCCGGCGCCCCAAAUACACGGCCCAAAGUGGGGGCCUUUCUGCAGCCAUGACCCCACCAGCGACCCCACCCCAACCCCCACCUCUGCCGUCCUGGCUCGAAGUUACCUGGGAGUUUCUGGGCGAUAGAAGUGUUUGGACAGAAUAUCAGUCAGACGUCUGCUCGUACGGCAGCGCUGACAUUGAGAGAGCGUACCAGUCGGACUCCCAGGGUCAACUGAAGUUCACUGCCGGGAAGUACUCGUACACGCUGGAUUUCUCAGGUAUGUUUCAAAUCAAUGAUUCCUUGAAGACCAAGAGGAAGGUGAGGAGGACUCAACACACCAGCAGUCCGGCAGCGGUGGCGGCGGCGGCGGUGGUGCCCCCGCGGUGGCAGUUCCAGGAUGUAGACGGACAGUGGAUGGACUAUGUGAAAGGGAACGGCGGCUGCAGCAUCUCCAGCCAGGACGUGGAGCUGCGGUACCAACAGGACCCGUCGGGUUCGCUGGACUUCAGCACCGCGAUGUUCAGAUACCGGCUGGACUUCACAGACAUGACGCAGACGAACGUCUCCACAAACACCUCCAGAGACGUCCGCCGCCUGCUCCAGCAGUGAUCUGGCUCCGGGGUCAGAGGUCACGGCCUCACUUCCUGCUCCACGCCCAUCCCACGUCGGUCAGGGAGGAAAGCAGCUGCUCCACAGAAAGGAAAGGUCUCUUCUGUGUGGAAACAUCUGACACUAAACUGGUUCAGGCUGAACUUAGUGCAGAAAACUGUUUUAAUGUUUACAAUUAACUUCAAGGAAAACAGCCAAUGGCUUUUAAAUACGUUUGAUUCAAAUUCUCAAUAAGAAACGAUUAAUAAUGUUUUGUGUAGAAAAUGAAAACAUGUCCUCACAGUAAUUUUGCUUUCUUUUUUAAAAUAUUUCCGAACUAAACACUAUCUUCUGGUUAAUUUAUGAACUGGGCACUUGUCGUUUACUAGGUGUUUUUUUUUUAAGGUUUCCGGGUUAAAUUCAGGUGAAGGGAGAAAAACUAAAGUCACUUCUCUGUGGAUUUAAUGUUUCCGUGUCGCUGCUAUUUUUUUUUUCCCCGUCAGAUUUCUUGUACUUGGAAAAACUGUUAUUUGAAGAUCUGUGAAGUUCUUGUGUUUUGCUUCAUUAACCGAGUUUGAAAAAUGUGAAAAACCUGCAGAAGGGCUGAAAUACCUCAGAAAUCACUGUGCCACGGUGUGAUUUAUCUGAAAUAAAGGUGCUGAAAAACCACCAGCUGUGAGGUUUAA